Messenger RNA from Elgaria multicarinata webbii, 3444 nucleotides. It is a transcript of the gene AKAP17A, whose product is annotated as A-kinase anchoring protein 17A. Bases 461 to 2509 code for a protein of 682 amino acids. Gene Ontology annotation, molecular function: protein kinase A binding; RNA binding. Gene Ontology annotation, cellular component: nuclear speck; cytosol. The transcript has 4 exons. NCBI's taxonomy places the organism in Eukaryota, Metazoa, Chordata, Lepidosauria, Squamata, Anguidae. Gene Ontology annotation, biological process: regulation of RNA splicing. The record is from RefSeq and is a predicted model, not a curated record.
CUUGGUUUCUCCAAAGACUGGAAUUCAUCUUUCAUGGUUGUGAUGCAUCACAUAAGCUGCAAUCAGUUUGAAGCAGAGCACUGUCAGAAGACUAUUGUUUCUGCAUCUUCAGUCUCAGCUCCUUAAACACUGUUAACUAUUUUAGUAGUCUUUGUACAGCUUUACAGUUCCUCUGCAAACCUAAUUUGUUUGGGUUACAAACUAUGUCCACAAGUACAGUGUGGAGUAUGCAAGUACAGUGUGGUUAGGAAAGAUAAUCCUUUUUAUGGACUUCAAAUACAUAGGCACUAUUAACAGGUCUGCAAACGGAGAAGGUGUAUUCUAAGUCUCUGAAUGCUACUUUUAGGAAACCAUUAAAAUGGUCAUUUAUUCAAAAGAAAAAAACAUUUUCUAUGAAGGUCUACAAGACAGAUAAGCCUCCCUUCUUUUCUUGAUAGUUGUGUGACCUUCUUUUGUAGUUAUGGCAGCUGCUACAAUAGUUCAUGAUACUUCUGAAGCUGUGGAACUCUGUGGUCCAUAUGGGUUACACCUUAAACCCAUUACAAAAAUGACUAUCAGCGUUGCACUUCCUCAGUUGAAGCAGCCAGGGAAGUCCAUUUCCAACUGGGAGGUGAUGGAAAGGCUGAAAGGAAUGGUACAAACACAUCAGUUCUCAACGUUACGGAUUUCCAAAAGUACUAUGGAUUUUAUCCGCUUUGAAGGAGAGGUAGAAAACAAGAGUCUGGUUAAAUCCUUCCUUGCGUGCCUAGAUGGAAAAACUAUAAAACUCAGUGGCUUUUCAGACAUUUUAAAAGUUCGUGCUGCAGAAUACAAAAUUGAUUUUCCUACUCGACAUGACUGGGACUCCUUUUUUCGUGAUGCAAAAGAUAUGAAUGAAACACUGCCAGGGGAAAGACCAGACACUAUUCAUUUGGAGGGCUUACCUUGUAAAUGGUUUGCAUUGAAAGACUCUGGCUCAGAAAAACCAAACAAUGAAGUUCUUAUUAAAGUGUUUAGUAAAUUUGGGGACAUCCGUAACGUGGACAUACCUAUGUUGGACCCAUAUAGGGAAGAAAUGACUGGCAGAAACUUUCAUACAUUCAGUUUUGGGGGCCAUCUGAAUUUUGAAGCUUAUGUUCAGUAUGAAGAAUAUGCAGGUUUCAUCAAGGCUAUGAGUGCUUUGCGAGGUAUGAAACUUAUGUACAAAGGUGAAGAUGGCAAAGCAGUGGCCUGUAACAUAAAGGUUUCAUUUGAUUCAACAAAACAUCUGAGUGAUGCUUCAAUUAAGAAACGUCAGCUUGAAAGGCUGAAGCUCCAAGAGCUUGAAAAACAAAGAGAAGAACAAAAACGUAAAGAAAAAGAAGCAGAGGAAAGACAAAAAGAGGAGGAAAGAAAACAGAAAGAACUGGAGGAAUUAGAAAGAGAGAGAAAAAGGGAAGAGAAAUUGCGGAAAAGAGAGCAGAAACAAAAAGAUCGUGAAAUUCGAAGGAACAAAAAAAGACUUGAAAGAAUACAAGCUGAAGAACAAAAAAAACUGCAAGAAAAGAUAAAGCUAGAGGAGCGGAAGCUUCUCUUAGCUCAGAGAAAUCUUCAGUCCAUUCGUCUAAUUGCUGAACUGCUGAGCAGAGCCAAGGCAAUAAAGCUUCUGGAGCAGGAACACAAUGAGGAAAAAGUCCGCCUUCAGCAGUUGGAAGACAGGAGAAGGCUGCAGGAAGCUGAACUCCGACGUGUAGAGGAAGAAAAAGAGAGAGCUCUUGGGCUGCAGAGAAAAGAGAGGGAAUUGAGAGAGAAACUGUUGAGCAACCUCAUGAACAAGAAAAUAGAAGCAACUGAUCUGAAAAAGGCUGAACCUAACACACUGCAGUCUACCCCUUGGAAAACAGUUGCGGGUGUUCCCCACUGCAUCACAUCUACCUCAGUACAGUCCAUCUUGGCCAAAGCAAUCCAGCCCUGUCAAAGCAGCAUAGCAGUUAAUGAAAGCCUGGGUCCUCAGCUGAAGCACUUAAAUGGGACCCUUCACGAGGAAGCACUCAUCAGUGACCCUAAGAUUACUGUCAUUAACAGGGACACUGCUUCGGCUGAAAGUAGUUCAGGUGUUCUUUCAUGUAUUCCUGCAAAUCAGCAGCACAAGAGCACACCAGACCUUGAGCAGAACAUCUGUAAAAAGGACGUGCUGUCUGAACAAGGCAAGUGUAACAGAGAGCCAAGCAAAGGGAAGAGCCACUCAUGCGGAGACAUGCAUAACCAUCACAGCAAAGAUAAAAUUGAAAAAAACAGGCAUAAAAGAGGCUUAAGUAGUGAGGAUGAAAAAUGCAAAAAGGAAAGACGUCCCCAUAAAAAAUACUCUACAAAAAGUAGCAGUCCUCACCAGAGGAGCUUAAGUCGUGAACGCACGCGACAUCGGCAGUCCUUCAGUAGUGACAGUGAGCAGGAUAAAAGGGGACGCAGUCAUAGUCACAAGAGCAUGGGCAAGAAACAAAGACACCGGAAGAGAUCUCUGAGCAACCAAAGAAGCACUUGGCGUAGGUAAUAGAGGACUUAGCCUUUUGUAAGGGCUGUCUCAGAGAGAACUGGAGUGGAUCUCUCCCCUUUCCACACACAGAGGGGAAGAAAGCUGAUAGGAAAUUUUACUUGAAUAUAGUUUAUGGAGUCAAGAGACAUAACCACACUUUUCAAAGUAUUUUUGAGACUGAACUGUCAUCUCUGUGUUGGGUUACUACAGUACUAUACAUUCUUAAUAUGCUUACUCACACUUUCUCUGUGAUUACCAGCCUAAUUAGGCAUUCAUCAUUUCAUUCCCCCCUGAAUCCUUUCACAGCAAUCUUUUACUUAGAAACUGGCAUGUGUAUGUUUCUAAUAGGACAUGUAAACUUUGCAAGCAGCUGUAUACUUGAUUCAUAGGAACUCAAUAAUCCCAUGCAGGAUUUUUUGCUAUCUGAAUUGGUGCUAGAUGCAACCAUAUUUUUAUACAGUGCUGUGAUGCCUUCUUUGCUAUUUUUGACAAUUGCAUACUUGAUAGAUUGUUACAGGGCCCAAAUUGUCAUGGUGUUUGCUAUUUUCCAUGUUUUAGAGUUCUGUUCAUUUCAAAAGAAAAACGGCAGGUUUUUGAAGCUUCUGAGAAAUUAGGCACAGAAGCUGCUGUUGUAUUAACAUUUGACUUGUGUGUUCAAACCAUUGGUCGUCUUCUAAAUGCAAUUUUGUAGACAUCUGUAUUUUGAAAGGGCCCUUCCUGCUAAAUUAUUUUUAUGUGCAAUGUUCAGGUUCAGAGUUGUAUUUUCUCUUUUUAUAACAUCUUUGCUUCUGGAAAUGAAGCUCAGGAAUUUCCCCAAAAUAUCACUGCAGUGCAAAACCAGCUUCUUUUUUUUUAACCAUAUAAUGGUGAAACCACAAAAGCCAUUGUCAGUGAACCCAAACUACUGCUUCAUAUUUCGGUACAUUAAAGAACUAUACAUACACACAAUUAAA